AUGCCGCCAUCUAACAGGAGACGACAACCCCAAGACGCCCAACCAUGGAAGGGGUCACCAAAAUCGGAUCGGCGGUCGAUGCUGUUUUCGCGAGGAAGUUUGAGGCGUAGGAAUAUGGAAGGCGACUUCAUUGAUACAACCCCCCUGCGUAGACGGCAGAUUGUCAGUCGAGGCCAUGACGACGGGUUUCGUGGAUUUAGAGGCGGUCAUGAUAGUGAUCAUGAGAGCGACAGUGAUUCAGACGAUGAUUAUCUGAAGCAUGAUCCCGGAGACUCGAGUAGCGACGAAAGCGACGACGACGAAUACGAUACGAUUGGCGAUAUUCCGCAGCAAACAACCCAGUUAGCUACUCCAAGCUUGUCGGGGUCUAUCGUUACUCUGACUGCGCUCCCAAGCCAAACUACUACGUUGAAAAUAAUGACCACUACUCCCAUAUCGCAGCUAUCUUCCACUUCUCUUCCGCUUUACGUUCCGGUAUUUUCAGCUCCUCCCACUUUGGGGAAAGCAGUCCCUCCACAACAGGGUAAAGAGGAAGAUCAGAAAUAUGACUACAGCGAUCUAGUACCAUCUCCCACUUCCCAGCCAACUACUGCAUUCACUGGAACAGUGACUACGGAGCCAACUUUCGUACCUGUAGCCUCAGAUACUGCGAAUGAUAGCGAUAAUGGAGGGAAGCAUAAGUGGCACAAUGAUCCAGACUUUCAAAAGCAGCAACAGGGCGUGCUGAAUCCUACAGCGGAGCACCUUCUCAUUGCCGCAGGUGCAAUAGGUGCUUUCAUCUUAUUCUGUUUUAUCGGAUGGGUCAUCUAUAGAGUCUUCAAGAAGACGAAGGGUCAGAGCAUCGGUAUUGGCGGCGGUAUGGGCUUCAUAGACAAGUUCAACGAGAGACGAAGGGGACCGGUAGAUGACCGUGCGCUUUACGUGUCGAAUGAGGCGCCUCCCCUUUAUGAGAAGGGCGAGUAUGGAACCAUGCAAUCAGGUACCUUUUAUGGCCCUAAUAAAGUACACCCGUCAGGAAAUGGGAGCAUAACCCAUUCGGUCGUCGCGAAUUCCGAGCCGGGGGCCCUAAGGCAGCUACCGGAUAGCAAUCCACCACUUGCAAGCGUUGUAGAUCAAUAUGCUGUAGGGAAUGGGGUCGCAGCGUAUAAUGGCGAUAUAAACAUGACAAUGAGGUCUCAAGUGACCCAGCCAUAUUACAACGAAUCGGAACUUGUUCGCCAGCCACCGGAAAUAUAUAGCGCACCGAAACGGGCUGGAACUCGAACUAGCGAAAUAUCAUCCAUCUCUUCUGGAUUCGGAGACGGCGACAUUAUUGUACCUCCGCCCUCAGGAGCAGAAAAGCCAGCACCUGUUCAGGUCGAAGAGAAUGCUACCGCUCGAGACUCAUGGAUAAGUCGACCGGGUGAAAGGAGAGAAACGGUAUAUACGGAAGCGAGCGAGGACCGCCCAGCUCGAUUCCGCUCUAUAACCAGCUGGGUUAAUCAGCAAGCGGGUCGGGCGAAGAGAGCUCAUUCGAGGGCGCAAGAGCGUGGAGAAGUGCCUGUUAUGCCCGCAGUCCCAGGCGAGAUGAGUACCAUACGACAGACCGCUUACCGGUGA
Molecule: messenger RNA, 1599 nt
Organism: Daldinia caldariorum
Lineage: Eukaryota; Fungi; Ascomycota; Sordariomycetes; Xylariales; Hypoxylaceae
Exons: 3
Coding region: 1-1599 (532 amino acids)
Source: RefSeq, a predicted model, not a curated record